Carlito syrichta (Philippine tarsier) is the source of this 5292-nucleotide messenger RNA. It is a transcript of the gene HLTF, whose product is annotated as helicase like transcription factor. Gene Ontology annotation, molecular function: nucleic acid binding; ATP binding; hydrolase activity, acting on acid anhydrides, in phosphorus-containing anhydrides. Bases 220 to 3264 code for a protein of 1014 amino acids. The transcript has 25 exons. Lineage: Eukaryota; Metazoa; Chordata; Mammalia; Primates; Tarsiidae. The record is from RefSeq and is a predicted model, not a curated record.
ACGGAGCGUCGCUGGUCGCUCAGAUUGUUGCUAGAAGGAGACGGCGUCGACGUCUGACUGGGCUUGCUGCGUCUUAGCCUUCAGUCGUGCGCGCUCGAUUCCGCGCUCGGAACCGGUCUCCGGCUUCUGGGCUGUGGGGCCUGGAAGAAGGCCUAUCGAGGCGGCUCGAGAACGAUCCGGGGACGCCCAGGCGCUUCCCUUGUCGUCCCGCUCAGCGCCAUGUCCUGGAUGUUCAAGAGGGAUCCUGUUUGGAAGUACUUGCAGACUGUCCAAUAUGGAGUCCAUGGAAAUUUUCCACGCCUCUCAUAUCCAACUUUCUUUCCACGUUUUGAAUUCCAAGAUGUUAUCCCUCCAGAUGACUUCCUCACUAGUGAUGAAGAGCUAGAUUCAGUUUUAUUUGGAACUUUAAGAGGUCAUGUGGUUGGACUACGCUAUUACACAGGAGUAGUUAAUAAUAAUGAAAUGGUUGCAUUACAACGAGAGCCUAAUAACCCUUAUGAUAAAAAUGCAAUUAAAGUCAACAAUGUGAAUGGAAAUCAAGUUGGCCAUUUAAAGAAAGAUCUUGCAGCUGCUUUGGCCUAUAUCAUGGACAACAAAUUGGCACAAAUAGAAGGGGUAGUUCCUUUUGGUGCAAACAAUGCUUUUACUAUGCCUCUGCAUAUGAGUUUUUGGGGAAAAGAAGAAAAUAGAAAAGCAGUUUUAGAUCAGUUGAAGAAGCACGGAUUUAAAUUGGGUCCUGCACCAAAAACUGUAGGAUUCAGUUUGGAAAGUAAUUGGGGCUCUGGGAGAGCUGGACCAAGCUAUAGUAUGCCGGUUCAUGCUGCUGUACAGAUGACAACUGAACAGCUUAAAACAGAAUUUGACAAAUUGUUUGAAGAUUUAAAAGAAGAUGAUAAAACUCAUGAAAUGGAACCAGCUGAGGCUGUUGAAACACCAUUACUUCCACAUCAAAAACAAGCUUUAGCUUGGAUGGUUUCACGGGAAAACAGUAAAGAACUUCCGCCAUUCUGGGAACAGCGAAAUGACUUAUACUAUAAUACAAUAACAAAUUUUUCUGAGAAGGACCGACCAGUAAAUGUCCAUGGAGGAAUUUUAGCUGAUGAUAUGGGUUUGGGUAAAACUCUUACAGCCAUUGCGGUAAUUCUUACCAACUUCCAUGAUGGAAAACCUCUUCCUAUUGAAAGAAUUAAAAAGAAUCUACUGAAGAAGGAUUGUAAUGUUAAUGAUGAAUCUAUGAAACUUGGAAGAAACAAGGCAACCAAUGAAAAGGCAGAUGGACUAAGCAAAGGAGGAUCUAGAUAUAGUGAAGAACCGAGUAUUUCAGAUGUCAAGGAGAAGAAUAAGUGCCCCAUGUCAGAAUUGUCUAGCUCCCGCCCCAAAAGAAGAAAAACUGCUAUGCAAUACAUUGAAAGUAGUGAUUCAGAGGAAAUUGAAGCAAGUGCAUUGCCACAGAAAAUGAAAGGCAAACUGAAAAAUGUACAGCCAGAGACUAAAAGCAGGAUAAAAGCAGGGUCUUCUAAGGUUAAAGAGGAUGCAGCAUUUGCAUGUGCACUUACUUCAUCUACCCCUGCUACAAAAAAGAAGAUGUUGAAAAAGGGAGCAUCUGCGGUAGAGGGUUCAAAGAAAACUGAUGUUGAGGAGAGACCAAGAACAACACUCAUCAUCUGUCCACUUUCUGUACUGAGCAACUGGAUUGACCAGUUUGGACAACAUAUAAAAUCAGAAGUACACUUGAAUUUUUAUGUUUAUUAUGGUCCUGAUCGUAUUAGAGACCCAGCCUUGCUUUCAAAACAGGAUAUUGUUUUGACAACGUACAAUAUUUUAACUCACGACUAUGGAACAAAAGGUGAUAGCCCAUUACACAGCAUAAGGUGGCUAAGAGUGAUCCUGGAUGAAGGACAUGCCAUACGAAAUCCAAAUGCUCAGCAGACAAAAGCCGUACUUGAUUUAGAAGCAGAAAGAAGAUGGGUUUUGACAGGUACUCCAAUCCAGAAUUCUUUGAAGGACUUGUGGUCUCUUCUUUCCUUUUUAAAACUUAAACCGUUUAUUGAUAGAGAAUGGUGGCACAGAACAAUACAGCGUCCUGUCACAAUGGGAGAUGAAGGAGGACUUAGGCGUUUACAGUCCCUAAUUAAAAAUAUUACACUUAGAAGAACAAAGACAAGCAAAAUUAAAGGAAAACCUGUUUUGGAGUUACCUGAACGCAAAGUAUUUAUUCAGCACAUUACACUUUCAGAUGAAGAGAGAAAGAUUUAUCAGUCUGUGAAAAAUGAAGGCAGAGCUACUAUUGGAAGGUAUUUUAAUGAAGGGACUGUCCUUGCCCACUAUGCAGAUGUCCUGGGUCUUUUGCUUAGGUUGCGGCAGAUCUGUUGUCAUACCCAUCUUCUUACAAAUGCAGUGUCUUCCAGUGGUCCCUCAGCCUUUUCUCUAGGAAAUGAUACACCUGAAGAACUAAGAAAGAAGUUAAUAAGAAAGAUGAAGUUAAUUCUGAGCUCAGGUUCAGAUGAAGAAUGUGCAAUUUGCUUGGAUUCUCUAACAGUUCCUGUGAUAACACAUUGUGCACAUGUAUUUUGUAAACCCUGUAUUUGCCAAGUCAUUCAGAAUGAGCAGCCACAUGCUAAAUGCCCUUUAUGCAGAAAUGAUAUACAUGGAGACAAUUUGUUAGAAUGUCCUCCAGAAGAAUUGGCAUACGAUGGUGAGAAAGAGUCUAAUACAGAAUGGACAUCUAGUUCAAAGAUUAAUGCUCUAAUGCAUGCAUUAAUUGACUUAAGAAAGAAGAAUCCCAACAUAAAAAGCUUAGUUGUUUCUCAGUUUACAACAUUCCUGUCUUUAAUAGAAACACCACUUAAAGCCUCUGGAUUUGUGUUUACUCGUUUGGAUGGUUCCAUGGCCCAAAAGAAAAGAGUUGAAUCAAUUCAGUGUUUUCAAAACACUGAAGCAGGAUCUCCAACUAUAAUGCUUUUGUCCUUAAAAGCAGGUGGAGUUGGUUUGAAUCUUUCUGCAGCUUCUCGAGUGUUUUUGAUGGAUCCAGCUUGGAAUCCUGCUGCUGAAGACCAGUGCUUUGACAGAUGCCAUAGACUUGGCCAGAAGCAAGAAGUUAUCAUCACAAAAUUCAUUGUGAAGGACUCUGUUGAAGAAAAUAUGCUGAAAAUACAGAACACAAAGAGGGAACUUGCAGCAGGAGCUUUUGGAACUAAAAAAACAAAUGCUAAUGAAAUGAAACAAGCUAAGAUAAACGAAAUCAAAACUUUAAUUGAUUUAUAAUUUGUGGGAUUUUAGUAAGGUCAGUUUGAUCAGAUAUGUAAGUUUUAGAAAUGAGAAAUCUAGAAAAUGUGUCUUCUGAAUGGGGCAUAUUUUAUAUUAGUGAUGAGGUAUUACUGACACAUAAUCUUUCCUGUAGAUGAGCCUAUUUUUAAUGAUACUUCAAAUAGCAAUAAGUUUCAUUAUAUACUGUGGCCUAAAAUAAUUUUUUGAGGAAAAAAGUUACUUUCUUAUUCAAUUUUUCAUAGUAAAUGCUGAGUAUUUUCAUAUAUCUACCAAAUACUCAGCUUUUUCAUAUUUCAAAUAAGGUCAAACCUUUUAUACUUUUGACCAAAUAGUUAUUUUCUAUGUUGAACACAUUUAGUUGUUCACCAAAGCUUCCGAUUUGUGAUGCAGUGUCUACAGUCCUUGUAAACAACGAAUAUAUACAGACUAUACAAAGAUCUAUUUUAUUGGACUUUCUAAAACCGUAUUUGCAUUCCAGAGCCAAACCUUAAAUGAGAGACCAAAGUCCAGGUUAGCAAGUUACUUGCAAUUUUUUUAACAGCUAGAUUAAGAUAUAAUUCUCAUAAGUGACUUGCAGUUUUAUGUUCAUGAAAAAAUUAGGGAUUAUGUUAGAACACUGUUUGAGUCAAGUGGUAGUACAUUCAUUGUUUAAAUGUAACUUGAUAUGUUUAAGGUGUAAAUACAGUCUGGGGGUGAGAGGAAACCAAUUCUACCCAAUUUGAUUUGAAUAUUUAAAUUAUGGAACUGCUAAAUAGAUAUUUCUAUAAAUAGAUAAUUUUUAUUUAUGUAGCUUUUUUUGGAAAUAACUUUAUAAAUUUUUAUAAUUCAGAAGACUACUAUAUGUGAGAGGCGUGAUAUCUGGAUGGAAGUUGGGCUGGAUGACCUCCAAAGUCGUUGCAACUCUUAAAGACAUCUUAUAUCUUAUCCUGAAUGUAAAAACUUCUUUGUCAUGUGUGUUUAGAAUCAGAACUUGAUUUUGGAACUUCAGUAAUUCAUUCUUACAUCUGUCUAUAGGUCAGUCGUCCUUUUCUUAUUAAUAAGCAAAUUCAUAGUAGUUGCAGAAUUCUUCUGGACCCUUUAGGGCACAUAAGCUAGAAAUUGACCAAUCAGGUUAGGUAGUCAGUGAUUUUGUUUCUUUAAGAGAAACUUUUUAUUUAACUCCAAAGGAAGAUUACUGUAACAAGAGAAGCUUCAUGUUUGAAGAUACAGAUUCAAGAAUGCCUUAGAUUUUACUGAUAACAUUAAAAGUGACUUGACUGAAAGAUGAGAUUGGAGGCAGAGGUGUGUUAUAGGGUACACAUCUAAGGUAUAUGCCAAAUCUCUCACCACCUGAGUCCUUCUCUGCCUGUGCCAUUUCUUGCUCAAAGGGAACAGUGAGUAAGCUAGCAGGAGUUUUCCCAGUCCCUUUUUGAGGCAGUAGCAGGUGAGGCAGAGGGCUUAUUUUCAUCAAGACUAGGACCUUAUGCAGGGAUGAAUAUGAAGUAACAACUUGGGGUUGCUCCACGGGCAGUAGUAGCAGUGGAAACCUUGUAGGUCUAGCAUUGCACAGAAAAAUCAGGUUGAUCAGAAUAUGGGUUCUCUAUAUACCAACACUCCAGUAAGAGGAAGUGUAGACGGUUCUUGGCAAAAACCAGUAUGACCUACUCCUUCUUGCUUACAAAGGCAAAGCCUUACAAACUCACUGUAAAGGAGGACAGCUUGCUUCUUUACCCAGACUUUUACAGAGUUGUGUUUUAAAACACAUUCAUAAUAGGUUUGGCAAGUUGUUUAAACAAUCUUUGUUUUGUACAGUUCUAUUAGAUGUUGUUAAACUAAAAAAAAUUUGUCCCUAAGAAAAUAUAUAGACCACUGGAAUGAAAAUUUCAUAUUAUGCUAUGCUGUUAAUUCUGUUUUAUUAUUAUAUAGAAUAAUAGCUUUAGAAAUAUAUUAUAGACAUUGUAUUCCCACUUGUGUUUCAAACUGAAUUUUGUGGUUCAAACUGGAUUUUGUUUUAAAUUUAAAAUCAAUAAAAAUUUCAAAAGUUUA